This is a messenger RNA of Lycium ferocissimum, 1123 nucleotides long. Its product is annotated as vesicle-associated protein 4-2. The record is from RefSeq and is a predicted model, not a curated record. Gene Ontology annotation, biological process: endoplasmic reticulum membrane organization. The coding region runs from base 79 to 888 and encodes 269 amino acids. The transcript is spliced from 7 exons. Gene Ontology annotation, cellular component: endoplasmic reticulum membrane; plasma membrane. Lineage: Eukaryota; Viridiplantae; Streptophyta; Magnoliopsida; Solanales; Solanaceae.
AAGUACAUUCUCCUUGGUCAAAAAAGUAGCCAAGACACGACGCCGUUUUGAAAAAUCUGCAAUUUUCCGGCAAUUGAGAUGGCGAUCGCGGACGAGAAAGAUGAGGGUAAAGUAUGGGGACUGUUUAAGCUCCCUUUUCGAAACGCACAGUCAACGACGACUUCGCGUUCGACUUCACAUAAUACUCAUCAUUACCGCACUCAGCAGCAGCAGCAUCAGUCUAAUGGAAUUACUUCUCUGGAUGAUGGAUCCAUUCCACGUAGCAACAGUUCCAGCUCUGUUUCUUCAGUAGCCAGGUCUUUGCUUCCUGCACGACGUCGUUUGAAACUUGAUCCUUCCAAUAAACUCAUUUUCCCUUAUGAACCUGGUAAGCAAGUUCGAAGUGCUAUCAAGAUAAAAAACUCUAGCAAGUCUCAUGUAGCUUUCAAGUUCCAAACAACUGCACCCAAAAGCUGUUUCAUGCGUCCUCCCGGAGCAAUUCUCGCCCCCGGUGAGAGCAUCAUUGCAACUGUAUUCAAGUUUGUAGAGCAUCCGGAAAAUAAUGAAAAACCAAUGGACCAGAAGAGCAGGGUGAAGUUCAAGAUCAUGAGCCUCAAGGUGAAAGGACCAAUGGACUAUGUACCUGAGCUGUUUGAUGAGCAAAAGGAUCAAGUUGCUGCAGAGCAAAUUCUGCGGGUUAUCUUUCUCGAUGUGGAACGUCCUAGUCCAGCUUUGGAAAAACUGAAACGCCAAUUGGCGGAGGCAGAUGCUGCUCUUGAGGCGCGCAAGAAGCCUGCGGAAGAUACCGGUCCAAAGAUUAUCGGUGAAGGGCUCGUCAUAGAUGAAUGGAAGGAAAGAAGAGAGAGAUACCUAGCUCGGCAGCAAGUUGAAGGCGUAGAUUCCGUAUAAAUUGCAGGUGUUGUUUCAAGAUCUUUAGCCGUGGCUGGAAAAGUUGCCAGUCUUAUUGUUGUGUGUAAUUGUUUGUUGUAAGAGAUACAUAUUAUGUUGCUGGUUUGAUACUAAACAAAUUAGUAUAACGCUCCCAAGAGAGAAUUUCAAUGUCCAAUCACAGUGGCUGGCACAGCCAAAAAGCUGUAUAUAGAUGUGAUUCCUUUAAGAAAGGAGAAAUUUUCAGUUUAAGGGA